Sphaerodactylus townsendi is the source of this 1373-nucleotide messenger RNA. Its product is annotated as neuritin-like. Bases 250 to 672 code for a protein of 140 amino acids. NCBI's taxonomy places the organism in Eukaryota, Metazoa, Chordata, Lepidosauria, Squamata, Sphaerodactylidae. The transcript has 3 exons. Gene Ontology annotation, biological process: neuron projection extension; nervous system development. Gene Ontology annotation, cellular component: plasma membrane. The record is from RefSeq and is a predicted model, not a curated record.
UGGACGGCACCCCACGGCGAAGACAGACUCCAGGGAGCUGGAGAGCAAAGGCACUGGGUUCUGCACGCAGGCGGAGGGCUGGGACUCUGCUCCUGCAAGGCCGGGGUGGGCUGGGGGCGCCAGGCGAGCUCGCCCUCCGAGGGACCCGACGGCUGCGCUUCCCCGCGGCGCAGAGGGGCGCGAGGCGGCGAGACGCCUGCCCGGGUGCGAGGGAUGGGCGCGCGGCGGGAGCGCGGCUGAGGUCCCGGGAUGGGCCAGGCACCGGCCGCGGCGCUGCUGCUCCUGGCGCUGGCAUCUCUGCUCAAGGCUCUGGCUGCAGAAACUCAAUGUGAAAACAUUUACCAAGAUAUCUCAAACUGCAUCUUAAAACUAGGGGAAAACAUGGCCAGCUUUGAAGAGGAGGAAGGGAGUGAAGACGAACAGAGCCAGAGCCAGGAAGUGCGCACUGUCUGUGGAUAUUGGGAUGAGUUUCACGCCUGUGCUUUGACAGCUCUAUGGGAGUGCCAGCGAGAGGCUGCAGCUGUCUGGGAGAGGCUGAAAAAGGAAUCUAAGAAAAUCCAAUUCCAAAGCAGCUUAUUUGACCUCUGCGCCUCACAGAAUUCAAGCACUGUGCAAAUUUCACAUAUAUUGCUGCUAAGCAUCACUUCAGUGGUCACUUUGCUUAAUUUAUAAAGCUGGAAGCUCUGCAAUUUGAACAUCUGUACAAUUAUAUUCCCUCCUCUCAAAUAUUUGACUAAAUAUGUGUGUGAACGAUUUUCUGUGUCUGUGAAAACAAUCUGUAGCAUUUCCUAACCUUUAACCCACCCACCCCCCAAAAAAACCUGUGUUAUCAACAGUAUUUUUAGCAACUGCUCUUGUUUGAUCUUGUGCAUGUGAACUUGCAUAGUGAUGGUAGACUUAAGAUGAUAAGAUAAAGAUUCUGGGGAAAAGACAGUAGCUCAAAUCCCUGCUCUCUGCAACUUGGCCUGGCUGUUUGGAUACGUGUUGGUAGUAGUACCUAGAUGUUGUUGACUUCCUCCCAUACAGACAUACACAACCUUCCUUCAGUAGCAGCCUUUGAUGCAAAUGGGAUAGCUGGAUAACCUCAUGGAAUGGCACAGGCUUUUUCUAAAGAACCAAAUUCACCUGGAUUCACAAUCACAAGAAACAUUCAUUGAUGGAACUCAUGGCUGUAUUUUUGGGUACUCACCUGGCCAUUCUCAGGACCAGCUGAUCUGCAAACAUGCUUUGGGUCAUAAAGAUGAUGACCUCAGAAAGAUAAACCCAACCCUACUGCAUCCUAGAGCUUGACAGUGUAACCAUGGAGUGCUGCAGACCAAAGAUGGUUGAUGGACCACCAAGCUUACUAAUAAACAUGGACCUUUUGAACUUUA